Molecule: messenger RNA, 130 nt
Organism: Ambispora gerdemannii
Lineage: Eukaryota; Fungi; Glomeromycota; Glomeromycetes; Archaeosporales; Ambisporaceae
Source: the annotation of a GenBank genome assembly
CGGUAAAGCCAUCGGUCAUGCUCAAACUUAUUACAGUGAUGGGAUAAAUAAAACUGGAAUAUUAUGUUCUAAAUGUCAUCAAGAACAGUUAAAAGAACAAGCCGAAGAAAGGAAAAAAGAUCAAGAAUGA